This is a messenger RNA of Rhinocladiella mackenziei CBS 650.93, 2460 nucleotides long. RefSeq lists its product as uncharacterized. Gene Ontology annotation, molecular function: protein tyrosine kinase activity; protein serine/threonine kinase activity; ATP binding. The transcript is spliced from 2 exons. Gene Ontology annotation, biological process: peptidyl-threonine phosphorylation; peptidyl-serine phosphorylation. Lineage: Eukaryota; Fungi; Ascomycota; Eurotiomycetes; Chaetothyriales; Herpotrichiellaceae. The coding region runs from base 1 to 2460 and encodes 819 amino acids. The record is from RefSeq and is a predicted model, not a curated record. Gene Ontology annotation, cellular component: nucleus; cytoplasm.
AUGUCGAUGAAUACGACGCCUGCCACACAAUCGCAUGCAUAUGAGCACAAUGGUGAAAUUGACGUCCCGAUGGAAGACGCAGAUCCUUACAACCGAACUAAAUACCCUCCCCGUCCUGCACACCAGCACCGACUGUCCACCCAAUACAUCCCCGAGGCCUCAACCGCCGCACAACGCUACUCUCCUAUGAAUGCUCAACCGAUAGGUGCUGCAUACGCGUCGAGCCCGAAAACGCAAAAUCAAAACAGUUUCCCAUACCUGAACCAGCCCCCAUCAUCGCGAGAAUCUCCCACCCGGCAAGGGAACUAUACCUCAGAUCGAUAUACUGAGCCACCAACGCCGACCAGAUACCAUUCGGGCUAUUCCUCCGCCAUGCAGAAUUCCGAAUUGAGCCCGGAGUCGUAUUAUCCUGCCUCCGCCGGCAAUGGACGUCCCGUCCCGCUGUCGAGACAACAGUCACAGGGUGCAGGACCUGUUCCGAGGUUUAGGAAGGUCAAAACUGUGCAGGAUCUCACUCCAAAGGUCAAUGCUCAGCCACCAUAUCGCAGAGCAAACCCCGAAGGCGGAUUCAUAAGUCCGCUGCAGGCCCUAACCACGUACCUUCCCGCCACAUAUCGGAUCUGUAACCCCAGUUUCAAAUACGAGUCAUCAAGGAAUCCCAGGCGAGUCUUGACAAAGCCGAGCAAGGGGACCAAGAAUGAUGGCUACGAUAAUGACGAUAGCGACUACAUUCUCUACGUGAAUGAUAUCCUGGGCAGCGAAGAGGCGGGCCACAAAAAUCGAUACCUGAUCCUGGACGUUCUAGGCCAGGGCACUUUUGGUCAAGUGGUGAAAUGCCAGAAUUUAAGGACCCAGGAAGUCGUUGCUGUGAAGGUCAUCAAAAACCGGACGGCGUACUUCAACCAAAGUAUGAUGGAAGUGUCGGUCCUCGAUCUUUUAAACCAGAAGCUCGACAAGAAUGAUGAUCACCAUCUCCUGCGCUUGAAAGACACAUUCAUCCAUCGACAGCAUCUAUGCCUAGUUUUUGAGCUCUUGAGCGUCAAUUUAUACGAACUAAUUAAACAGAAUCAAUUCCGAGGUCUCAGCACCACCCUUGUCCGAGUUUUUGCCCAACAGUUAUUGAACGGUCUCACCUUGUUAAACAAGGCCCGACUCAUCCAUUGUGAUCUGAAACCGGAAAAUAUCCUGUUGAAGAACCUGGAAAGUCCAAUUAUCAAGAUCAUUGACUUUGGGUCUGCUUGUGACGAAAGACAGACAGUCUACACUUAUAUUCAAUCUCGAUUCUACCGAUCCCCCGAGGUGCUAUUAGGGUUACCUUAUUCUUCUGCCAUCGACAUGUGGUCUCUUGGGUGCAUUGUUGUGGAGCUCUUUCUGGGACUACCGCUUUUUCCGGGGUCUUCUGAGUACAAUCAAGUUUCUCGAAUUGUUGAAAUGCUAGGUAUGCCUCCGACGUGGAUGUUGGAAAUGGGCAAGCAAUCGGGAGAGUUCUUCGAAAAGACGACGGACGAGUUUGGUCGCCGUACAUAUCGGCUCAAGAGCAUGGAACAAUAUUCUCGUGAACACAAUGUCAAGGAGCAACCGAGCAAGAAAUACUUUCAAGCGACCACUCUCCCCGAAAUCAUUCGCAGCUAUUCUAUGCCUAGGAAGAAUAUGAAACAAGCUGAAGUGGAAAGAGAAAUGAACAAUCGCGUUGCUUUUAUCGAUUUUGUUCGUGGCUUACUGACUAUCAACCCUCUGGAACGUUGGUCCCCUCAGCAAGCGAAACUGCAUCCGUUUAUCACUCAACAAAAGUUUACUCAGCCUUUCGUCCCCCCGAUGAAUCUGAAGUCCCCGUCGUCGAGCAAAACCCCUGCCCCAGGUGUACAGCAGCAACAACAAGCCGAAGCUCUAAGCAAACAGAGAGCCGCUCAAGCCGCCCAUGCUCAAGCCCAAGCAGCACAAGCCCAAGCCCAAGCUCAAACAGUGGCUCAAAAUGCGUACGCCAUGCAAAUGAGCCCCUACCCACAAUCCCAGCCGCCGCCAAUGUACAGCACUAUGUAUCCCGGUCAUCAACAAGGCGCUCCUCCACCAUAUCCUACCCAUUCGGGUAACUAUGCCCCUCAGAUGGGCAUGAUGUCGCAGCAAAACCCUCAGAUGAACCCUAGUCAUUACAGUCAUCAACAGAGCUUGUAUGCGCAGGCUACGCAAAGGGCAGGUCGUCAACGUGCGUCCACCUUGGACCAACAACAGGCUGGAAUUCCUGCUGCGAUACAGCGCGUUGCCAGUCAUCUUGACCCAAAUGCGCCGAUCAGACUCCAACCCAGCCCCGCUUACUAUCCACCUCCGGCGGAUGGAUAUGUCGACUCGCCCUCGACGGCCCGGAGACGAGGCAGUCGCAAUCAAAGGAAUCGUGAUUUCAUCCGGACUCUGGAAGAUGGUGCAAUGGGGGAUACCUUCAUGAGCAAAGCACAAUGGCAUUGA